Molecule: messenger RNA, 720 nt
Organism: Cavenderia fasciculata
Lineage: Eukaryota; Evosea; Eumycetozoa; Acytosteliales; Cavenderiaceae
Exons: 3
Coding region: 1-720 (239 amino acids)
Source: RefSeq, a predicted model, not a curated record
AUGCGCAUCAAGUUACGAGAAUACCUUAAGAGUCAAAGAAAAUUUAGCCGACCACAGAACACGUUCUGUUCGCAACAGAGAGAGGUUGUCGUAUCGUCUUGUAGAGGAAACCAAUAUUACUCAUUGGUGGCACUUGGUGAUUAUUACUUUGUGGUGAAUUUAAUUAUUGGAGGUGUAUUCAUAAUAAUGAUUAUGAAUACUUUUUCUUCUAAUCAACAACCCUCUAUACCAUUAUAUGUACAAGCUAUCAUUAUUGAUAGAUUGAUCGUUUACACCAACGCUCAUGUUUGUAGUCGAACAAUAUCAAAUGGUUUUGAAGAGAGGAUGCGUGCUCCAUUCUAUGAUGGGAAUUGUCACUAUAGUUUGAGUCAAAACACACACUCUUCAUUAAGAUCAGACAGCGAGAUAUGUCGAUUGUUGUAUAGAGGUGAGUUGGAAGAUUUCAAGCAUCGCGGCCACGCUUAUCUGAUCGACUUGGCAUUGGUCUCGAGAUGGUGGUUUCAAGUGGUCAGAAGAACAAGGAGAGAGUUGACCAUUAUAGGAAGGUUCGAAAAGGACGUCUUUCUACCUCUUCAACAACAGUAUUCUAUUCACCACACUUGCAACAUUCAAAAGAUACAUUGGAGAACGUUAUUGGAUAAUAUCGAUUCUGACUAUGAUAUGGAAGCCGACAGAUUACAGUUGAUUACAAAGAGAUCAUUGAUCAAUUACCACAACUAG